AUCCGGUGAACCACCAGAAAUUGCACCCUUUUGGAUUAGCACUGGUUACAGCAUAUGUAAGAGGAAAGCAAGUGUAAUACCGGUGUAUAACGAUUUGACUGGAAACCGGUAGGAGCCAAAAACGGAGGUGUGUCCACCACGCACCAGAUUUAUCCAGUUCUUGGACCUAGUUAGUUUGUAAACAGCGUCUCCCUGCCAUAACUAGCAGAGUGAUCGAAAUCGUGACAACAAUCGCAGCAAAUUAACAAAGAGAGCCUUUUUAUUUAAUGGCUAUUUUCUCUCGCUCGGGUGUUCGUUUGUGGAGUCUCUUAAAAAAAACCUCAAGGUUGUGUUACGCGUCUCAGCAUACAGCGGUAGACAGCUCCCAGUAUGUGACUGCUGGAUGUCCAGAACCCAAUGGGCCGAGCUUACAGACCAGCGUGCCCGGCCCAGAGUCCCAGAGACUGAUACAAGAACUUGACAAAAUUCAGAAUACAGGAUCCAUUCAGUUUUUUGUGGAUUAUGCCAAAAGUCAGGGAAAUUACAUCGCAGAUGUGGAUGGGAAUGUCAUGCUGGACAUCUUCACACAGAUUGCCUCCAUUCCCAUUGGGUACAAUCAUCCUAACCUGCUGGAUGUCAUGAGUCAACCAGAAAAUCUGAGUACAUUUAUUAACAGACCAGCCCUGGCUGUUUUUCCACCAAAAGACUGGGUUCAGCGCCUCAAAAGUGCAUUGUUAUCUGUGGCACCACCAGGAAUGCAUCAGGUGCAGACCAUGGCAUGUGGAGCAUGCUCAAUUGAACAUGGACAAAAAGCUAUGUUUAUUACAUACCAAAGAAAGAAGAGAGGGGGUAUGCCUCCCUCCCAGGAGGAACUGAGUUCUUGUCUGUCUAACCUGAAGCCAGGAUGUCCGGACCUCACUGUUCUCUCUUUCUCAGGGGCCUUCCAUGGGAGAACAAUGGGUGCCCUGGCGGUGACUCAUUCUAAAUGGAUCCACAAACUGGACUUCCCCACUCCGGAUUGGCCAAUGGCAACAUUCCCCAAACUUAAGUACCCACUGCAUGAAAAUGAGAGAGAAAACAUGGAAAUAGAGAAUCGUUCAUUGGAUGAGGUACGAGACAAAAUUGAGGAGUACAACAGGAGAGGUCGCCCUGUGGUGGGAUGCUGUAUUGAACCCAUUCAGGCUGAAGGGGGAGACAACUUUGCUAGUCCCAGAUUUUUUCAAGAACUUCAAAAAAUAUGCAAAGAGAAUGAAGUGGUGUUGUUAAUCGAUGAGGUUCAGACAGGAUGUGGGUCAACAGGAAAAUUCUGGGCACAUGAGCACUUUAAUCUCCCAGAGUCCCCAGAUAUUGUAGCUUUCAGCAAGAAAAUGUUGACCGGAGGUUUCUACUACAAAGAUGAUCUGAGGCCAAAAGAGGCAUUUCGCAUCUUUAACACUUGGGUAGGUGAUUCUUCCAAAGUCUUACUGCUGGAAGCUGUAAUAAACACAAUCAAAGAAUAUAAUCUACUGGACAAUGUCAAGGACACAGGAAAAUACCUCAAGGAUGGACUUCAUGAAAUGGAGAAAAAGUUCCCUCAUUGUGUGAGUAAUGUACGUGGACUUGGCACAUUUUGCUCUGUGGACUUCCCUGAUGGGUUAUUCCGAGACAACAUUCUGAACAAACUCCGAAGCCGAGGGGUCCAUGCUGGAGCCUGCGGUGACAGAUCUAUGAGAUUUCGACCAACGCUGGUAUUCCAGAAACAUCAUGCUGACAUUUUCAUGGAUGCAUUCGAGAAAACUCUUCAAGAAAACCAGUGAGGAAUUUUCGACCUAUGAUCGCUGUCAUGUCCACUUUUAAUAAUUGGUCUAGUCUUUGUUGGGUCUGAUAAAUGUUGUUUUGGGGAAUUUUUUUUCCAUCUUUUUUUUUUGUUGGUUAAAACACCACCAUGAAGGAUGUAUUAACUUUUUCUUGAUGAUUUUAUUAAAAUCUUCAAUGUUUACACUACGUAGAAAUCAGCAUUUUAGUAUUUUGAUGUGUGAAGAAUGAAAAGAGUCCUUAGAGACAUGUUUGCUAAGCAAGCAGUAUACAUAUAUACUUUUACAUGUAUUGCUCUACACGUUUAUUGUGUGGAUGUGCAAUUGUUAUUACAUUUAAAUAUGAGUAUCCAGUGUAUGUAGUUGGCUGUAAUAUUUAGACUACUAUAGUUGUGUUGCAGAUGAAGUGGGCUUUUCCCACAGGUGAGUUCAUUUUCAUGUAAUGUAUGUAUUGAUGAGAUAAUGUACAUGUUCAUUUACUUGUGAAUUUCAUGUUUCGGUACUAAAAUGCAAUAAAACAAGUGCUUAAACAGGUUUUAAAAACAAUUA
Ostrea edulis (European flat oyster) is the source of this 2321-nucleotide messenger RNA. Its product is annotated as 4-aminobutyrate aminotransferase, mitochondrial-like. Gene Ontology annotation, molecular function: pyridoxal phosphate binding. Bases 267 to 1775 code for a protein of 502 amino acids. The transcript is spliced from 14 exons. Gene Ontology annotation, biological process: GABA catabolic process. The record is from RefSeq and is a predicted model, not a curated record. Gene Ontology annotation, cellular component: mitochondrion. Lineage: Eukaryota; Metazoa; Mollusca; Bivalvia; Ostreida; Ostreidae.